UCCUCCCCGCGGCCGCUCUCUCCCCUCUGGCGGGCCCCCGGAGCGCCACUAUAAAGGGCCUGCCUCCGCUUCCAGCUUCCAAGUGCCUAGUGUAGACUCCGCUCUCCGCCCAGCCCGGGUUCUGGCCCUGCUCCUUCGGCCAAUCGGAGAGUCUCUAGGCGCUCUCUUCGCCCCGCCCUGCAGGAGUGAUGGCUGCCAGGAGAGCACUGAUAGUUCUGGCUCACUCGGAGAAGACAUCCUUCAACUAUGCUAUGAAAGAAGCUGCUGAGGAGGCUCUAAAGAAGCAAGGCUGGCACGUGACAGUGUCGGACCUGUAUGCCUUGAAUUUUAAUCCAUUAAUCUCCAGGAAGGACAUCACAGGUGAUCUAAAGGACCCUGACAAUUUUAAGUAUCCAGUUGAAUCUGUUCAGGCUUAUAAGGAGGGGCGGCUGAGCUCAGAUAUUGUCGCUGAACAGAAGAAGGUGAAAGAUGCAGAUCUUGUGAUAUUUCAGUUUCCAAUGCAGUGGUUCGGGCUGCCUGCUAUCCUAAAGGGUUGGUUUGAAAGAGUUUUCACUGGAGAAUUUGCAUAUUCAUAUGCAACCAUGUAUGACAAGGGACCCUUUAAGAACAAGAAGGCCAUGCUCUCCCUUACCACUGGAGGGGCUGGCUCCAUGUAUUCACUGCUCGGCGUCCAUGGGGACAUGAACGUCCUUCUCUGGCCAAUCCAGAGCGGCAUUCUGUACUUCUGUGGUUUCCAAGUCCUGGAGCCUCAGCUCGUCUACAGCAUCGGGCACACUCCAGCAGACGAACGGCUUCAGAUUCUGGACAAAUGGAAGAAGCGCUUGGCAACCAUCUGGGAAGAGAAGCCUCUAUCCUUUGCUCCAAGCAACUACUUUGAUCUGAACUUUCAGGCGGGAUUCUUGCUAAAAAAAGAAGUGCAGGAAGAACAAGAAAAGAAGAAAGUUGGACUUUCUGUUGGCCACCACUUUGGCAAAAGCAUCCCAACUGACAACCAGAUCAAGGCCAAGAAAUAGGACACCCUAAAACUAAAUUCUCCUAAAAAUUUGUCUAAUGAACUUUUAAUUUUUAGUCUCCUUGACCUGGCUCUUCAGGGCUCUCCCCUCAUAUAUUUUUGGGGAUCGAGUGAAGACAAAAGUUCAGUGGCACUUCUAGUUACUUUUUGUAUUUGAGUUCUUCACUUCAGUGGGAUCUAAGAUUGUCCCAUGGUGCUUUCUUUUCUAUAUUAAGUUGACUGAUCCUGAUGUAGUUCCUAAUUAUUUUCAUUACUUGGUAGUUUACCUAUAAGGUGAGAUUAAGUGAACUUUUUAAUGUUGCAGAAUGAGAGUUGGAAUUUCUACCAAGCAGAACAUUGUGAAUGUAUUUUACAAUUAAAAAAAGUUUAAUCACAUGAGUUUUUUCCUUAAUUUAAAAAGCAGCUAGCCUCCAGCAAAUGAAUGGUACCAAGAAAAAGCAAGACUAGGCAGACCUUUUUUUUUUUUUUUUGCUACAUAUACUUGUGUCUAAAAUCCUAUCAUCAAACCAUUUGUGUUUCAAAACCUCCAAGGUAUUUACCUGAUUUAUGUAAACAUGAUGGUAGAUUCUAACCUAUUUAACAGGAGCUAUGACUUUUAAGUUUCAUUGUAUUUGUGAUUCAGGGUUUUCAGAUUCCCUCCCUCACCCUUCAAAUGUUUCUGUUUUAUUCAACAUCCAUCCUUUUUUCAUUGAUAAUUAGAUUCAGGUUUACAAAAUGUCAUUUUGAUUUGUAUCUUUGGCUCCUUUGUUUUUCAGAAUAUAAUAUUCCAUUCCCUUCUGUGGUUUUUAAUUGUUACAGAGUAUUUGAAUUUCAUUUUCUGUAGGUCAGAAAGUCUUUUGGUUGUUUGUAGAAUUUGUUACUUGCCCUCAGAAAUGGAUCGCUUAAUUUAAAUGCCACGUACAGGAUAGGUUUGUUUGUUUAUUUGUUUUCUUGGAAAGUGAUUCUGUGGAUUCGUUUAUUGGUGCUUUCUUUUUUAUAUUGAGAAAUUCUGUGUAGAAUUCUUGUAUUCUUUCUUGCAUUAUGGUAUAUGUCAUACUCUUUUCAGAGGUUUAUGAUCCCUCAGUUCUUUUUUACAUAUCUCGUAUUUAGUGUGUAUGGUGAUUAUGUAUAAAUUUAAUGUCACUGUUUUUCUUAGGUUAUUUUUUCUAAAUUGUUCUUCACUCAAAUAUAUAUUCAUU
Messenger RNA from Sarcophilus harrisii (Tasmanian devil), 2190 nucleotides. It is a transcript of the gene NQO1, whose product is annotated as NAD(P)H quinone dehydrogenase 1. Gene Ontology annotation, molecular function: NAD(P)H dehydrogenase (quinone) activity. Bases 189 to 1013 code for a protein of 274 amino acids. Lineage: Eukaryota; Metazoa; Chordata; Mammalia; Dasyuromorphia; Dasyuridae. Gene Ontology annotation, cellular component: cytosol. The record is from RefSeq and is a predicted model, not a curated record. The transcript is spliced from 6 exons.